CUUAUGCUUGGUCCCAAAUGGACUAGCACAGCCCGUUGAGAAGGUGCUAUGCAUGAAGAGAGCCUAAUAUCUGUCCCUGCAUCAGCAUCCUGGGAAUCGCUUGCCCUCCGCUCGGAGCAGCUGAUCACAUGAGCCUGAUUUUUCAGUUCAGUUCAUUAGUCAGCCAUUUUGGUCACCACCCUGCUCACUGCGCACAGCCAAUCCUGUCAGCACUCCGGCUUUGCUGGGAGAAAGAGACCAGCAGUGUGAUUCUGGCAAACCUGGAUAUCCAUCUCUGCAUUCUUCCUUUGUUUUUGCUUGGGUAAUCAGCAGAAGAAACCAUUCUUUUUCUUUGUUCUGCUUUUUUUUUUUUUUUAAUAGAUUUUUUUUUGCCUUGUUUUUUCUCACCCCCUGGCUUUGAUGCAGCAGCCAGGUCUCCUGUGGUUGCUUAGGAUCAAUAGCCUCUAGCAGAGCUGAAGACGACAACAGUUGGUGGCAAGAAGGGAGGAAGAGAGGAGCCUGAAGGAGCAGCGUUUUUACCUUGCUUUAUAUAUGAAAAGGCCAGAGCAGCCUGUGCGACCCUGAGCACAUCUGUCCUUUAACAGCAAGGUAUUUCUCAUUUUCUUCUUCGGAAAGCUUUUCAGUCCUGAUUUUUCCCCCUGUUCCUGUUGUUGUACCAGCUGAGUCAUCAUGUCUGCUCUGACGCCUCAAAGCGACAUGCCAACCCCCACCACAGACAAGAUCACUCAGGCUGCCAUGGAGACCAUCUAUCUUUGCAAAUUCCGAGUGUCGAUGGAUGGAGAGUGGCUCUGCUUGCGCGAGCUGGACGACAUCUCGCUGACACCUGACCCAGAGCCUACCCAUGAAGACUCUUGGGAGGAUUUGACAGAUGUGGUGGAGCAAUUGCGUGAUGAUACUGAAGAUCCUAAUUAUCUCAUGGCGAAUGAACGCAUGAACCUGAUGAACAUGGCGAAACUGAGUAUCAAGGGGUUGAUCGAAUCAGCGCUUAAUCUGGGAAGGACACUGGACUCUGACUACGCACCUCUCCAGCAGUUUUUCGUUGUGAUGGAACAUUGCCUUAAACAUGGCCUGAAAGCCAAAAAGACUUUCCUUGGGCAAAACAAGUCAUUUUGGGGACCUCUAGAACUAGUAGAAAAACUUGUUCCUGAGGCUGCAGAGAUUACAGCAAGCGUUAAGGAUCUCCCAGGGCUGAAGACACCUGUGGGUAGAGGAAGAGCUUGGCUUCGCUUGGCUCUCAUGCAGAAGAAGCUUUCUGAAUACAUGAAAGCCUUGAUUAACAGAAAGGAUCUUCUCAGUGAAUUUUACGAGCCUAAUGCACUGAUGAUGGAAGAAGAAGGUGCGAUCAUUGCUGGCCUCCUAGUAGGUUUGAAUGUCAUCGAUGCCAACUUCUGCAUGAAGGGUGAAGACCUGGACUCACAGGUUGGUGUUAUUGAUUUCUCAAUGUAUUUGAAAGAUGGGAACAGCACAAAAGGCAGCGAAGGAGAUGGUCAGAUAACUGCUAUUUUGGAUCAGAAAAACUAUGUAGAAGAACUCAAUAGGCAUUUAAGUGCUACAGUAAACAACCUGCAGGCCAAGGUGGAUGCCUUAGAAAAAUCCAACACUAAACUGACUGAGGAGCUUGCAGUUGCAAACAACAGGAUUAUUACACUGCAAGAGGAGAUGGAACGGGUUAAAGAAGAAAGCUCUUACAUCUUAGAGUCCAGUCGUAAGGUCACUAAAGACAGAGCUGCUGAUGGACAUGCACUGACUGAGGCACGAAAACAGUUAAAGGAGGAGACUCAGCUGCGGCUGGAUGUGGAGAAAGAGCUGGAGGCACAGAUUGGGAUGCGGCAGGAGAUGGAGCUAGCUAUGAAGAUGCUGGAGAAAGAUGUUUGCGAGAAGCAGGAUGCACUGGUCGCGCUCAGGCAGCAGCUGGAUGAUCUUAGGGCCCUAAAGCAUGAACUGUCUUUCAAGCUGCAGAGUUCAGACAUGGGGGUGAAACAGAAGAGUGAAUUAAACAGUCGUUUGGAAGAAAAAACAAAUCAGAUGGCUGCCACCAUCAAACAGCUUGAACAAAGUGAAAAGGAUUUGGUGAAACAGGCAAAAACCUUAAAUAGCGCAGCAAACAAACUGAUCCAGAAGCAUCAUUAGACAUUUUUAUGUCUGGUCACCUCACAGCUCUGACAUCAGAACUCCUUUAUGAGGGGAGAACUUGCAAAUUGCUAAAAGCAACUGUUAAAAUAUUAAUUGUCACCUAAAGUUGGUUUGGAAUUUGCUGAAUUUUUAAAAUCAGUGAGUUUUUCUUCAGAGAUUUAGAGUCAGGUAUAAAAAUCCCUAACUAUGCCCUUUAAACCAUGUUAAAGUACCAAUGAGUUGGCCAAUAAACACACCAGGAAAGCAUAAGGAAUGGGAGAUCUGUGGCUCUGUACACCCUGGUGAUGCAUACCGUAUACAGCAGCACAAGUCUUCAGCCGUUACGGAUUCUAGGCGUGUUGAUCAAGCCACUGUUAGAUUGGCCAGCUCUGGGAAAUCAAAUAGUUUUCUGUGUUGCCCUUUUUGUGCAGUAGAUGAAAAAAAUGCAUCCCUGGAAGUUGUUGAAAGUAGUUGUGUGCGUAGCCCAAGCCGUUCCCUGUUCACUUCUGUUGUGUGGGUUCAGCCCCAAGUCCGAGAUGCGAUAGAUCAUCACCGUGAAGACCAGCCCUCUUGUAAACAAGACUGCUUGCAACGAUUUUGCCUUAGUGACUUGGUGGGAGGGUGGGGACUUCUCCUUAUUCCUUUAAACUUCAUGUGUCCAGAAUUAGUAGCUAGGUGUCUUAGAGUAACAUGAUAGAGUGGUAAGUUCAGUGGAAACCUCCUUAUCUUUGCAUUGCCUUGCCUUCUACCUCUGCCAUGAAUCUCGCUAGAUGUGCAUUGAGGUUCUUCCCAACUGAAGGAAUCUGAGGAGAGGUAUUUUGGUAGGUCUUUCCUCUUCCUAGGAAGGGAAGUUACAUGUUUAAAAACAAAAAUCUGAUCUUCUUACUCUAGAGUUUAAAAGAAACAAAAGCAUAAAAUAAAAAUAGAAGAAAGGAACAAAAUGUGCAAUGGUGGGGAGCAGAAAUGCUAAUUUGGUACUUGACCAUUCCUUGUCUGAGUAGCUAGUGGUUAAAAAAGAAGAGUUACAUUCUACUAUCGCACUUCUUUCAUUUGCUUGGGGAGACUUUCUUGCUCAAUACAAAUGGAAUUUGCUAAUGGAAGAACAGAUAAAGCUUGGGAAUCAGCUCUUGAUAGGAAAAAUAAUUGCCACUUUAACACCUCAGUGUAAAACUUUAAAUAAAUAUAGCUGGGACUAUUAGAAACUAAUAAUUCUCAUGCCUGGGGCCACAGAAGUUCACCAUGCUGGCCUGCCACAGGCCUUAGGCUAUAAGUGCUCCUUGAGAUUAUUUUUUGCUUUCAAGAAGAUCAUAUAUGGGGGUUUUCUGUAUUAAAUAAGGGGUUUUUGCUCUGGUGAGAUGCCUGUAAAGAUUCUUUGAUGCCAGUUCUCCCUUUUUUUUCUGUGGGACAGUGCUCUUUGGGGUACUAGGUGGCAGAUGUAACUGAAACACAGCUGGAGAAAGAAGCCUUAUUGAUCCUCACUAGGUAUGUUUAAAAUCAGUGAGGCUAAGCCCAGUCCUACUGUAUGUGUGUACCAUCACUUGGCUUAUUUAAUGGACUUCUGCACACAAGCAGACUUGGAGACCCCAUUUGAAAUCUCUAUGCCCAAGUAGUGUGCUUGGAAAUAUAAGGUUAACCUUUAAUAACCUUUUACUAGAAACUCAUUUUAACUACCUGGAGAAUAAUAAAAUAAUAAUUAAAAGGUGGAAGCUUUCAUCAAGGUAUCUAAGUAGCUGAUUAGAACAGUUAACUCCCCUGCUCUUCCCCACAUUUCUUCUGUGGAAUUAAGGGGUUGUGCCAGGUUUGUUUGUUGUCACAAUAAUGCUAAAAUCAGGCAGAAUUAAGGAUCUGGCCUUUUCUGAUGUCAGGGCCAGAGUGAAAAUGCUUUGGUAUACUAAUGCCUUGUGUCAGUCCAUGGAAGAGACCAGGAAAAUGCACUAAUUCUCAAUAGAGUAGCUAACCUAUGUUGCAAGUUCCAGUUACACGUGUAGAGCUGAAAUGUAACGUACAUUAAAAUCAAAUUGGACUUGAAAUUCUGUGUACUUGAGGUUUGCUUUGAAUCUGGAUAAAAGUGAUGUUUUAUGUUUUUCAUCUAAUGGCUGUAAACCGUAGUAAUAGAAUAAAAACUAUUGAAAAUCA
Messenger RNA from Neopsephotus bourkii (Bourke's parrot), 4248 nucleotides. It is a transcript of the gene RUFY3, whose product is annotated as RUN and FYVE domain containing 3. Gene Ontology annotation, biological process: regulation of axonogenesis. Gene Ontology annotation, cellular component: cytoplasm. The transcript is spliced from 14 exons. The record is from RefSeq and is a predicted model, not a curated record. Lineage: Eukaryota; Metazoa; Chordata; Aves; Psittaciformes; Psittacidae. Bases 670 to 2130 code for a protein of 486 amino acids.